Funneliformis mosseae is the source of this 897-nucleotide messenger RNA. The record is from the annotation of a GenBank genome assembly. NCBI's taxonomy places the organism in Eukaryota, Fungi, Glomeromycota, Glomeromycetes, Glomerales, Glomeraceae.
AUGUCUGAAAAAGGUGUCGAAGAAUUUUUAUAUACCGAAGAAAAUGUUAGGGAUGAGAUUGUUAAUUUAGUUUUUUCACCGAAUUUGGAAUAUAUGGUGACUUAUGAUGUUGAUGCAUCUAUAGUUUUGUGGUCCGUUAGUGUAAAAGAUAAUAAAAUCGUGAAAUAUAAAACAAUUAAGACGGGACCGGAUAGGUCGCCACUAAUAUUAUCAAAUAAUAAACUAUUGAUUAGUUUUAAAACUGAAACUUUUUUCAGUGAGUUAAAGAUCUUAGAUAUGGAAACGGUCCUAGAUAUGGAAACUCCGAAAUGUACCACAAUAAAUCCAAGUAACGGGAUACUUUUAGAAUUUCUUUCAAAUGGAAAUCUUAUAUUGUUUCAAACAACACAUAUAUAUGUUUUUACAGAAACAUUUUUGAAUAAUACACCGUACACAUAUACUUCAAAAUAUCGAUUAAGCAUGUUCGAUAUUCGAAAAGGCUUAGAAGUUGUCGACUUAAAAAUGGACGAUUAUCGAACGAAAAUAUUAAAAAUGGACGAUUCAUUACCAACCUCGUAUUAUAAUGAAGCAAUACUCGAAAUAUUAAUAGGAUUUAUCAAUCCCAAUAAGAAUGAGAAAAUUAUUAGUGAGCUGUAUAAUAACUUUAUCGUUCUCGAUAAGAAUCAUAAGGAUGAUGAAAUGAUUAUAAAGUUUAAAGACGAUAUGAAUGAUGAAAUGAUUAUAAAGUUUUUUGAUAAAUCCAAGCUAUCUAUUUAUUCAAGAAUCAAAGACAAAAACAGGGAUUCGGAAAUGAUAAAAUUUAAUGAACAUGGAUGGGUAACUGUCGUAGGGAUAAAUUUGAUAUGGUAUUACUCUAAGCCUAAUAUGUUAUCAGUUUCAAAAAAUGGCGUUAAACCA